Puntigrus tetrazona (Sumatra barb) is the source of this 4700-nucleotide messenger RNA. RefSeq names its product basonuclin 1 (gene bnc1). The coding region runs from base 439 to 3093 and encodes 884 amino acids. Lineage: Eukaryota; Metazoa; Chordata; Actinopteri; Cypriniformes; Cyprinidae. Gene Ontology annotation, biological process: regulation of transcription by RNA polymerase I. Gene Ontology annotation, cellular component: nucleus. The record is from RefSeq and is a predicted model, not a curated record. The transcript has 5 exons.
UUUGUGAUUCCUUUUGAUCAAAUCUCUGUGAGAGACGCGUGUCAUGCCCUCUUCCAGCCAGCUGUGAGGGGACUGGCCCGCCACCCAGUGGGGGAGGUGUGUGUGUGUGUGUGUGUGUGUGUGUGUGAGAGAGAGAGAGAGAAAGAGAGAGAGAUCUCCUAAGGUGAGAGGCAGAGAGUUCGACGGGUAGGAGGGUCUCAUUCCACUCCCCAGCGCCCAGUUCCAGCACACACUCAUCCUGGACACGCUCACACACUCACACGGGCCUGCGGACGCGCGCAGCGAUUGUCGAUUGCAGGAGAAAGUGUGUGUUGUGUGGGUGAGUGUGACUGAACUGUGAGUGAUGGAUCUCUCGCAGUAGAAGGGAGAACUUGUACAGGCAGGAGCUGCUGGAAUGGCAAACUGCUCAGAAACACUGGAAACUUCUGUCUGAUCAAAAUGUCUGAGGCUAUUUGCUGCACGGUGGUGAACUGCAACUGUGACAGUUUCAAACCUGGUAAACUGAGGCGGCGUCUCUGUGAGCACUGCAGGCACGGCUGGGUCGCUCAUGCUCUGAGUAAGCUGAAGGUUCAUCACAUGUACCAAGGAAGCCAGGUAGAGAUUGUUCACUCCAAUGUGGUAUUUGAUAUCUGUAGUCUGAUGCUUUAUGGGACGCAGGCGAUUCCAGUGCGUCUCAAGAUCCUGUUGGACCGCCUCUUCAGCGUUCUUAAGCAGGAGGAGGUCAUUCAAAUCCUAAAUGCACUGGACUGGACUCUCCAGGACUACAUUCGUGGUUACGUCCUGCAGGAUGUGGCCGGUAAGGUAUUGGACCGCUGGGCCAUAAUGACCUUUGAAGAGGAGAUCGUUACACUGCAGCAGUUCCUGCGCUUCGGAGAGACCAAGUCCAUCGUGGAGCUCAUGGCGCUGCAGGAUAAGGAGGGACAAGCAGUCGUAGUCCCAACUACAAGAACCAAUUCUGACAUCCGCAGCUUCAUUGAAAGCAGUACGCAGCGGCCUGUGCGUCUGCCUGCUAAAGCCGAAGCACCUGGUUGCAGUAACGGUCAUCAUUUUGAAACGCUGGUCAACAGUAUGGCCCUCAUGCUGCCGCUGCAACUGCUGAAUUCUGUUUCUGCACCAUUGCUGAGCUCCAGCAGUGAUUCCAGCCACCAGGAGGCACCAACAAGACACGAGACUUCAGACGUGAGUCUCGACACCGCUCCAUUCGACGCUGGCCCCUUAAGAGCUGAGAUGCUGCUGGACGCAGAGUCUCCAAAGAUGGAGUCGGAAGAAUUUAACGUGAGUGGGAACUCCUCUCCCGCCACACCUUGCACUCCGUCCAUGGCUUCUGAAAUCACACACAUGUCUCCAGAAAACAAGGUACGGUGUGCAGAGAAGAAUGGAUCCUUAAAGAAAGGCCGCGUGUUCUGCAGUGCCUGUGAGAAGACCUUCUACGACAAAGGCACUUUGAAAAUUCACUACAAUGCUGUCCAUCUGAAGAUCAAACACAAGUGCACCAUUGAGGGCUGCAACAUGGUCUUCAGCUCCUUGCGCAGUCGGAACAGGCACAGUGCAAACCCGAACCCACGGCUGCACAUGCCCAUGAACCGCAAUAAUCGCGAUAAGGACCUGCGGGGCGGUCUGAGUCCGAGACAGGAGGACGACGCAGAGUGUGAAAAGCGAGAAUUCACUGCCAUCCCAGAGAGCAGGACCGUCUCAAGUUUCAUCAUCCGCAACUCAGAGCCCAAACUCCACAGCUCUUUAUCUGGCAUGAGUCAGAGCGGCAUCCUCUUUCCCAAUCUAAAGACUGUGCAGCCCGUGCUUCCCUUUUACCGGAGCCUGGUGACCCCUGCCGAACUGGCUCAUACACCGGGCAGCCUGCCCUCUCUCCCUCUUCUGUCUUCCUCCGUGCCCGUCAGCACCAGUCUCAUGCAGAGUGGCUCCGAGCCGGUGCCCAAGAAGAAGUCUCGAAAGUCCAGCAUGCCCAUUAAAAUUGAAAAGGAUGAGCUGGCAGUGGAGGGCGUGUCCGAGGAGGAGACUCCACCCCUCAGCCCCUGCACAGACAUAGAAAAGUGUAACAUCAACAGCAUGGGACAAGAACUUGUGGAACGUGAUGCCAGAUCCGGCCUCAACUUAUUGGACACACAAUGGGACAAACUAACUCAGGAGGACAAUCAUAUCAUCUCGCCGUCAUCUCCUUCUCUCUUUCACAAUAAACAGAAUGAUGAGAAAGAAAGAGAGUCCUCAAAAUGUGAAGAACCAGCAUGUAGUUCGCGUCCAGAGCUGCCCUGCGGCCACCGACCGACCCAUUUCACACAUGCCAGUGAAAACUGUGCAGACAGCUGCAGCGACCCAGAGACCAUAUGUCCAGAUGAUAAAGACGAGCAGGCGCACCCGUGCGAGAUCUGCAGUAAGACGUUUAAAAACCCUUACAGUGUCAAAAUGCAUUAUCGCAACGUGCACUUAAAGGAGAUGCACAUGUGCACUGUGGAUGGCUGCAAUGCUGCUUUUCCGUCCCGGCGAAGCAGAGACAGACACAGUGCAAACCUGAAUCUGCACCACAGGCUGUUGACCAAAGAUCAUUCAGGAACAUCUUCUCUCCGCAGAGAGCAUCCCGACCUCCCUCACAAAGAGCCCCUCUGCCAGAUGUCUGUCAUCCUCAAAGAGAGUCACCGUACGGGCCUCGUCUUCCCCAUGAGUAAAUCACUGGAGAGAGCAUCUGAGCCGGUAGAGGGCGCUGUGGAGAAUGAAGCAGUGCUGGACCUGAGCACCAGAGGAAGCGCCCAUUCGUCCUGGGACUCAGACAUGGGCAGUGAGGAAGGGCUCCCUCUGGAGGACAGUGACGAGAGCUGUGACGGAGUGACCCCAUCUCCGCCUUGCCUCAGUCAGCAGACGAAUAGCUCAUCACCCAUCACCUGCCAUCUUUGUCAGAAAGUUUACAGCAACAAAGGCACAUUCAGGGCUCAUUACAAAACAGUGCACCUUCGCCUUCUUCACAAGUGCAAAGUUCCAGGGUGUGACACUACGUUCUCCUCUGUUCGGAGUCGCAAUAGACACAGUCAGAAUCCAAAUCUACAUCGCAACCUUGCAAUGAAUACCUCUCUGAAUCAAGAGUAGGGCACAUGCUCAGAGCCAUAAUCUCCAAAAUAUAAAUAGUCAAAGAUUUACUCCUAACUCCUAAUUCGGGUUCAGAGGCACUUCGCUCUUUGUACUGCACAAUCAAGCACAACUGGAAGGACACAAUCAUAUUUAUAAAAAACCCGAUGUCGUUUACCUUUUUAAUGUUGAGAUAUGUUUUUCAUCUCUAAUGUAAUAUCUACUUGACAAACAUUCCUUAUAUUUAUUGAUUUUUUAGAGUGGGACAGAAAGAUGCCUAUAAAUGACAGAGCAAAAGAACGAAAAGACGGAGGUGCUGUGCACAUGAGAAAGCACAUUUUAAUAACCUUAAAACAAUCAGUGCUGUUAUACAGUAUGUUAAGUCCCUCAUUCUUUAUCCAAAGCCACAUAACAAUCAUGUCUUGUUUUCCUUCUCUGCACUUAUUCAUUGAGAGGACAAGUCCCUCCUCAGCAUGAGACAGAGGCAGAACAUUGAUACAGAGUCUACAGCAGAUGAGAGAGUGACUGUUAGAAAGAGUGAUCGAGUGAGUGUUGGUGAGAAAGUGAUGAGGAGCAUGGGCUGUUUGAAGGCGCAGGACUCACGUUAUCAUGUGCUGCAGUCAAUUUUCUGCUAGUAUAUUUGUGUUUGCUUGCUGUUCAGAUUCUUUUUAUUACAAAAGAUUCAGUGAAGUUGAUAGAUUGUGUUGCUGUUCCAAUCAAUAUGCUGUUUAAAGAGGCUGUUGUGUUCCUGUUGAGUAAGUUGUUGUGUGUAAAUUUGAUUUUUAGGGGCCAAGCACCUGCAGUGUUUGUUCAUUGUCAAAUUCUUCUUGUGUCGUUGGAGUUCCUGGACCAAAUUUGGCUACUGUCACUUAAACUCUGUAACACCAAACAGUUCAGUCUUUACCUUUCAACCAAUCAUCUUAGUAACAAAUGUUUGUGAUAACAUCCAUUUGGCAGGAUUCUUUUUGUCUUCACAUUAUUCUUGUUGUGAAAUCUCAUGGUCUUGUUGUCUUGGUUAUUUAAGUCUGAAUCCUUCUCGUCUCAGUCGUUUUCACAUGUGUUACAUUAAAUCAUUUUAACUUCUUUAAUAUUACAUUGAGUCAGCUCGUAACUGUUGCUGUCGUGCUUGGCCCCUUCAUUGCUGCUUGCAGCUAUAUUGCUAUAGUUGUUAUUCAUGUGGAGACCAAAGAUUCUUAUUCCAGGAUGGUGUUAAGCAUCAGACUGCACACAUGGACACGCACAUAAGAAAGAUUCAGUUUUGUAACACAUUUUCAUCAGUUCAGUGUGAUGUUGCUCUACAAUGAGUUUAAUGUCAGAGCGGUCAAAGGACUGACGGUCAAAGGCUUAGUCUGAGGACAGCAGACGAGGACAUACUGAUGUAAAUCAGAGCAGAACGAAUCGAGUCUUACACUGGCUCCCACAAGCACACACAAACCUGUGUACAUUUAUUCUUUUAACUUUGUUUUCUAUGUAAAUUCUUUUGUAAUCUGCCCUCCUCCCCUCCACCAGACGUGUAUGCUGAAAUGUAAUAAGAAGGGUUAUCAGGAUAAUAAUACCAGUCUAAUCCACAAUCAUUUAUUUGUGUUUAAUAAAAUAAAUUUGUGUGUCAAUAAACAGUUAUUUAAAAA